Saxophila tyrrhenica is the source of this 615-nucleotide messenger RNA. RefSeq lists its product as uncharacterized. Lineage: Eukaryota; Fungi; Ascomycota; Dothideomycetes; Mycosphaerellales; Extremaceae. The transcript is spliced from 2 exons. The record is from RefSeq and is a predicted model, not a curated record. Bases 1 to 615 code for a protein of 204 amino acids.
AUGGCGCAAGCCCCCUCCACAACCAACCCCUCCUACUUCACCGGCCUCGACACCUGGUCCGCUUCCGGCGCGAGUUCGACACGACAGGAGGUCAGCGGGGAGUAUGCGCGUGUCAGCGAGGGGGGCACGACCGUGUGGGAUCCGCCGCCGCCUUAUCGGUAUUCCACAUCUACAGCACCUGGAGAAGGGGGAGGUGGAGUGGCUCCGCGGUAUUCGGGCGGGCAAGUAAGCGGAGGGAUGGGGACGGGGUUUGUGGUGGAGCGGAGUCCGUUCGAUGAUCCGGAGGAUGGGGAUGAGCAUGGGGGUGUGGGUGAUGGGGUGGUGGAUGGCCACGUGCAGGGACAAGAGCGGGGUUAUGGAAGGGGAUAUGCGAGUGGAGAUUUUGGAGGCGGGGAAGAUGAUGGCGGGAGUCACGAUGGGAGGAGUUAUGAAGGCGAAGACAACGGAAGGGGUAGGGAUUUCGACGCGGAUGAUGAUGAUGAUGCGCUACGAGAUCCUUUCGCGGACGCGCACAGCGCGGGCGUUAGUCCGGUGGAGGAGGGGACGCUGGACUUCAGCACGUACGGGAGCCGACGGCCUGUGAGUCGGGGGAGCUGGGAAGAAGACGGAAGAUGA